GCACAACAACCAGCACAGAACGUAGUACCAGCUCUACCACCACACCCUCUACCCCACCACACACCAUACGAGACAGUUAAUCUACAACCUACAGCUAGACCAAGAAAGAGCAUUCAUGGCCACACAGUUACUUGCACACCUGCACCAUCACUACCUGACUAUCACCACCUGUACAAAAACCAACACAGGUGUGCCAAGCAUAUGCUAUUCAUUUCUAUAAUGAUUAUUAGAGUGUCAUGCACCGAGGAACGCAGGAACGCAUGAGGAAUGCAACGCAAUGUCGUCAUUGGAGGGUGCACUAAUAAUUGACAUUAGACUAAAACUGUCGAAAUAUGUACUCCAAGUGAAAAGCAAAACGUGGCACAAAGUGGCCCAUAUGCCAGGACCUCUCCCCAGCCCUU
This is a messenger RNA of Geodia barretti, 401 nucleotides long. The record is from the annotation of a GenBank genome assembly. Lineage: Eukaryota; Metazoa; Porifera; Demospongiae; Tetractinellida; Geodiidae.